Messenger RNA from Gryllus bimaculatus (two-spotted cricket), 3423 nucleotides. NCBI's taxonomy places the organism in Eukaryota, Metazoa, Arthropoda, Insecta, Orthoptera, Gryllidae. The record is from the annotation of a GenBank genome assembly.
AUGCCAAGGACAGUUGAAGUAAAAUCAGUUUCAGAAAUGCCUCCUCGUCAACUUUCUUGCGGCUUGGACUUUUGCAGUGUGCCAGAUAUACGAUCAAGUCUUACAGUAGCUUCAGAAGCAGGGUACAAUUUUGUGUGUUUCCCAAUUGUUCAUCCAAGAUUCAAGAGAGAAUUUAUCGGGGGUAAAUGCAAAGGUCGAGACGGCCCAUUCACAAGAUCUGACCUUAUUCUACCUGGUUCUGACUGGAAUACAUUGAUAGUGGGUAAGAUAUCGUCAUACAUAGAUGUUGAUUGCUUAGUCCCAGCUCAGAGGAAGCAGUAUGAAGCAGCCUUCAUUCAGGAGCUGCAGUAUGCUAGUCAUUUAUGCUUGCCAGCUGUGAUGGUUUCUCUACAUGGAUUGAACAUAACAAAUCUUGCCCGAUUACUCAAUAAUAAAAUUCAAUCUAAUUGUUCCUACCAGAUAUGGGUCCAUGUUCCUAUGGAAUGUCCAUCUGUUGGUUCAAAAAAUUACUAUUUAAAUGAAAACGAUGAUUCAGAAAAAGAGGAUGUUUUAAAACCUUGCACAUGGAAUUGGUGGAGAAAGUUUCAUUCUCUAGCUAAUUGGGAAUCGAAACUAGGACUUGCUUUGGAGAUUACCAGUGACAUUCCAACAGAGGAGGAAAUAAUACGUUGGAUGGGAGAACCUAUUAAAUGCAUAUUAAUUUCAACUGCAGUGUUCAUUACAAAUAAGAGUGGGUAUCCUGUGCUGUCUAGAGCUCAUCAAGCACUUGUCAAAACCUUGGCUUCCCUUGAUGUGCAAGUUGUUAUCAAAGGAGCCAUAAGGCAUGGUCAGAUUAAGUACUACCAACAGUAUUUAGAACAUUUGUGGCAGAAUCCACUUCAUUCUGACCCCCUCCAAGCGUUUGCUAGAGGUUAUGAGGAUUAUUUGCAGUGCCCUCUGCAGCCUCUAAUGGAUAAUCUUGAAUCUCAGACUUACGAAGUAUUUGAGAAAGAUCCAGUGAAAUACAAUGAAUAUCAACGAGCAAUCUAUUGUGCUUUAUUGGAUCACCAUCAUUUGGACCUUUUGAUUGUGCAUGUCUUAGUGGUAAUGGUUGUUGGUGCAGGAAGAGGCCCAUUAGUACGUGCAUCCCUCAAUGCAGCUCAAAAGGCAGAUAGAAAAAUACGAAUUUAUGCUGUGGAAAAAAAUCCUAAUGCUGUUGUUACGCUUCAGGCUCAGCAGAAAGAAGUGUGGGGAGAUCAGGUUACUGUUGUGUCAUGUGAUAUGAGGGAUUGGAAAGCUCCAGAGAAAGCGGAUAUUUUAGUUUCUGAAUUAUUGGGAUCAUUUGGUGACAAUGAACUCUCUCCAGAAUGUCUUGAUGGAGCUCAGUCAUUUUUAAAAGAUGAUGGCAUCAGCAUUCCAUGCAGCUAUACUUCGUAUUUGUGCCCUGUGCAAUCUUCUAAACUCUACUCUGAAGUUCGUCUUUGCAAAGAAAAAGACAAACAUCCUUUGCAUCCUUUUGAAUCUCCUUAUGUAGUGCAUCUGCAGAAUAAGUUCCAAUUGUCUCCUCCUCAAACACUCUUUUCAUUCCAUCAUCCAAAUCGUGAUGAAAUAAUUGAUAAUACUCGUUAUGAAUGCCGCUCAUACAAAGUUAAUCAAGAUGCUGUACUUCAUGGCUUUUCUGGAUAUUUUGAAACUGUUCUUUACAAGAACAUCACGCUCAGUAUUUUACCAGAAACUUAUACAAAAGGAAUGUUCAGUUGGUUUCCUAUCUUUUUCCCAAUCCGGGAACCAGUCCAUGUUAAGGGUGGUGAUACUUUAGAAGUACACUUUUGGCGUUGCAUCAGCAAGAAAGGCGUAUGGUACGAAUGGUGUGUGACUCAGCCUGUGCCUGGACCUAUUCACAAUCCAAAUGGUCGCUCAUAUAUAAUAGGAUUGUAAAUACAACUGUAAAUGUACUGUAAGUGCAACACAUUGCCAAUUUUUCCAAAAGACAUUGAAAAUAUCCAUAUUUUAAUUUUUUGAGUUAACUGGUAAGAUUUCGCUCCACUAUAUUUUUAUGAAAUUGAAGUUUGCAAUCUCUUUUGCAGGAACUUUUUGUUAUUUUUUGUUCUGUCUUUUAAUUUUGCAAUGUUUCUUUUUCCAAUACAAUUAACUUUGUUGCCUUGGAGCCAAUUGCUAUUUUUUUUAUCCUCGUAAUUAUUUUUCUGGUCUUUGGGUAUAGUUACCAUAUUUACUCAAUGUGUGUCAAACUCCUCUUGCAGUUGUAUCCUCCAAACAUUUUUUAAUGUUUCUUCACUGACUAAUGGAUUUCUUGUAUUUAUGUGUCAGUGUCUUAAUUGUCUUGUAUCAAUAUAGAUGGUAUACCUUAAUAUCAAUAUGCAUAACAUUUGGAUGUCCUGUUUAGAUGCCUCAUGUUAUUAUGUUCUAUUGAUGGUACACUAUUUUGUUGUUUAUAUUGUUAAAUGUGUUCAAUGGAACUUGAUGUGCAUGUUAUGCUUCUCUAUAUUGGUGUUUGAAGAAAAAAAGUAACAAAGUGGAUGUCAUUCUACUGUUUUAAAAAGAUCUUGAUAAGAUUACAGUAAAAAUACAUGAGAAAUAAGUGAGUAAGUAUGGUAACAGGUACAUUUUGUUUUUACAAAAACAUAUUCCAGGAAUUGCAGAAGUCUUUGCAUUUCAACAAUUAACAUAAAUAAAAUUUACCACAAAAGGGGUUUAGUAUAAAAUAAUUUUUAAAUAAGUGGAAAUACUGAAAUCAACUUUGUAGAGCUCUCUUAAAUGUAUUCUGCUAUUAUUGUGGCACAAUAAAAUUAUUUGAAACUGCUUCAUGAAAUAUAUCAACAGUAUUUAAAUUUCUUCCUUGUUACGUAAAAUUUUAUUGUAUUUAAAAUUGUAUUAUAUUGAAAGGCAUGCAGCUAAUAAACUGAUUUGUGUAAAAUCUGAAGUAAUGUAAUAAAAUCCUUUCCUAUCCUUUUUGAACUGAAUAAAAUGAAAUUUAGUUGAAACAUGUUCAUGACAUUCUUCGUAUCAGCUAUAGAAUAAGGUUAAAAAAAUAAGUGUUUUAUAAAUUUCCAUGGGAAGGUGACCACUGCAGUUUUAAGAACUAAACUAAUUUCAAUUUUGUGAGACACCAGACCUGUAGCCAUUACUGGUUGAGAGAUUACUACCAACUAUUCCAUGAGGUAGAGAGGUCCAAUUUGAGCUGCCCGAAUUUUGGGUUAGCAAAUGCAGUAGCAUUAAAUUGAGAAAAGCAAUCAACAGGCAGUUGUUCACGAGGAAGUGUGAAUGAGUUCUGCUGCAGGUUGUCAUAUUGAAUAAGAUAUGUUUUGGGGCAAAUUCAUGCACAAAAUUUAAAAUGUGGAUAUUGUAUAUACAAUGUUGAAGGCAUAUGAAAAAAAAUUGCACAAUAUUAUUAAUAUUAAUUCUCUUGUAAUAUUACUUUAUUUU